CCGUGACGUCAUCCGUCAGAAGCCGACAAACGUCAGUCGUGGUCGUCAGGUGUAUUUUCGGACGUAGUGGCAUGGAUUUUUUUUGAAACGGAAAAACGGCGACCGUAAAAAAAAAACGCGCAUCCGUAAAAAGCCGACGACGAAACCGGCACGCGGAGGACGUUUUAUAGAUUGAAUUGACGCCCCGGCCCCCGACCUCCGCGAAGAUAGCCGAAGUCGACGACGACCGCAUCUGCGAUAAAAGAAAGUGAUUUUUUUUUUUCCUGCUCGAUGGUAAUUAUUUGUUGAUGUGCGGCGUUAAACUGGCGCGGGGUCGAUAUCGCGGCGAUUAGGAGGUGAUUUGGAAGAAACAUGAGCCCGCCCAUUGAAUCAGUCGGUAUUUUCGUCGCGUGACGAGUGAAAUGAGCCGCUGUUAACAUGAAGAAGCAAUUUUUUAGGGUUAAACAGUUGGCGGACCAAACUUUCCUCAAGGCCGAGAAAAGUGAGGUACUGAACCAUGAAGAGCUGCAGAUCGCGGACCAGAAAGUCGACGUGUUGCGCUCGGCAAUAACGUCGAUCAAUAAAAAGCUGUGCCCCAACGGCCCGACGAACGACAAAGAAAAGCGACUGAAAAAAUGUCUGGAAUACCAGUUGGGAGCGGCGUUUAUGGAGGAGAGCGCCGAACGGGAGUGCGUCCUGUUCCAGCACGUGCUCCGGGAGGCGGGUCGGGUUGAGCACGACCUCGCCAAAGAUUACGCCGAGCACGAGAUGAAAGUGGAAGAGAUGGUAUACUCCCCAUUGCAGAAGGUGCUCGAGCUCGAGUUUCCCAGCAUCCUCAAGCACAAGCACAACCUGCGCAAGUAUUGCUUGGACAAGGAUUCGGCCAGUAACCGAUAUCACGCGACGAAAAAGGAAACGCUGAAGGAAGACAUGGAAGAGGCGGACACCAAGGUGGAACAGAGCCGGGACACCCUCGCCACCGAGAUGUUUAAUUUACUUUCGCGCGAAAAUGAGUUUUCCUCUUACAUAUUGCAGUUGCUCAAGUUGCAGCGGGGUUACCACGAGAGUGCCUUAAAGAACCUCGAGACAAUAAUACCAGAACUGGAAAGACAAAUCGGCGACAGCCACAUAAAGCGGGUGUUCGGCGUGCCGCUCCGCGAACACCUCCGCGUGACCGGCAAGAAAAUCGCGUACCCGCUCGAGGUGUGCGUGACUUCGUUGGAAACGGAGGACGGCAUGACGGAGGAGGGCUUGUUCCGGAUAGCGGGCGGCAUGUCGAAGGUGAAACGGCUGAGGGCCGCUCUCGACUCGGGCUGUUUCACCGCUCUGAUACCCGAGUACAAGGACGUGCACGUACUGGCGAGCACGCUCAAGCUGUACCUGCGCGAGUUGCCCGAGCCGUUGCUCACCUAUCGACUGCACGACGACUGGAUGCAAUCGAUGCAGUGUCCGGAACAUCAGCGAUUGGACGUCGUCCGCGUCCUCCUCGACCGUCUGCCAGAAGAGAAUCGCGACAAUCUCGCGUACCUCGUUCAGUUCUUGGCCGAGCUCGCCCGCCAUCCGCAGAACAAGAUGACGUCGUCGAAUAUCGCGAUCGUGAUGGCCCCGAACCUAUUGUGGAACAAGCACGAGGAGAUGGACGUCAACAUGGGCCACUGCGUCACCAUAAACAUGCUCGUCGAGCUCUUCAUCAAGGAGGUCGCGGUUCUGUUCCCCGAGAACGUCGCCAAGUACGUGACCUUCAGGCCGGAGGAGGAGUACAGGGCGAGGGCGGACGCCGGCGCCGCCUCCGCGGCCGCCCUCGACACGAGCAUGGAGAGCCUGCUCGACAGCCCGAGGCCGAACCAGCGUAAGCGCAAACCGGCCGCACCCGUGCCGCCCGCCGUCCACCACCGCCCCAACAACCCGGACCACCCGGACGAGAGGGCGUCGCCGGCGUCGUACCCGUCGGGCAGCGCGACCUUGAACCGGCCGCCCAAGGCCCGCGAACCGGCCAAGGUGAAGACGACGAUCGGCACGAACACCGAGGAGAACGACCUGAGCUUGUCGAAAAAGCGGAGCCUGUCGAAAGACGACCUGCACCGUGCUUCGGACCUCGAUCUAGUCAGCGACGCGAGGGCGACGCCCGCGGAGCGCCACUUCAAGACGACGGUCACGCAUCACGUGGCGCAGCCGCCGCCGCCGGAGCCGCCCGUCCUCAAUUCUAGUCCCAAGCCGGUGGCGGCGCCGCGGCAAUCGCUGUUAGAUCCCGACAAGAACUUCAGCCGGACUUCGUCGCUGAGGAGUAGCGGGGACGCGGCAGCCGCCGCCGCCGCGACGGCGAUGACGCGGUCGCAGAACGCGGCGGAGUACAGCGACGUGCAGCUACGACGCGUCGAGAUGUUGGACCGGACCGCGAAGCCAGAGAUACCGGCCAGGCCGGCCUCGUUGGCGCCGAAACGGGCGUCGAUGGACAUGGACCCGAUGCCGCACCGGACCCAGUGCUCGGUGUACAGCGUGGCCAACAGGCAGCAGCCGAGCAUAGUGAACGUACAGAACAGGAACGAGAAGUUUAUGCUCGGCCAUGACACGCAGAUGGCCGAGAAAGAAAAGUUCUUGGGUCACCACCAGGCGGCCGAUAGGAAAGGCGUGGAGAACCGUACCGGCGACGUAAAUUCGAACAAAGAGACGGAAAACGGGCCGCAAGAGACGGCGUCGGACGUUGCGUCGGAGAAGGCGAAAGUGUCGAGGACGGCGACCGACCCCCUAGCCGCCUCCAAGUCGAACGAGAAGCUGAACGAGCUGAGCGAAAAGUUCAACGGGAAUCGUAGAGCUAGUCACACGCGCACCAGGUCCGACGGGAACCUGAUCGAUCUCGGUAAAGGCACGGCGGCGGGCAGCCCGACGGCCGGCCACACCCCCUCGUCGCCACGGAGCUUGAGCAAGCCGACGGAACCGCCUCCGCCGCCGCCCGUCGUCGCGAAACGACCCGAACCCGAAAGUACCGACUUUUAGGGACGGCUCGGUGCAACUACCUCUUUGUUUUUGAUACCGCGUCCCGACGCACACGCGCGCCGCCUUCCGGGGGCGUUACAAUUUUUUCGAUGUUGUUUGUUCGUUGUUUUCCUUCUAUUUUUUUAAUUAAUAAAGAUCAUUUAUCGGAGCGUUUUGGACUAAUCGCGUGGCAUUUACGAGAAUUUGAAAGUUUUAUUUUUGCAUUUGUUCCCGCUUUUUUUUUGUAUGAAAAUAUUCUGACGCGGCUCCGGGCCCUCCCGGCUUGCCUUUCGAUAUCCCAAAUGUAGCCAGUAAUUUUCAAUAUGUUUAUACCUACCGUCUGUUUAAGUAAAAGCGAUUAAA
Cylas formicarius (sweet potato weevil) is the source of this 3315-nucleotide messenger RNA. Its product is annotated as SH3 domain-binding protein 1-like. Gene Ontology annotation, biological process: signal transduction; regulation of actin cytoskeleton organization; regulation of Rac protein signal transduction. Bases 418 to 2973 code for a protein of 851 amino acids. Gene Ontology annotation, cellular component: intracellular anatomical structure; cytoplasm. The record is from RefSeq and is a predicted model, not a curated record. The transcript has 7 exons. Gene Ontology annotation, molecular function: protein binding; GTPase activator activity. NCBI's taxonomy places the organism in Eukaryota, Metazoa, Arthropoda, Insecta, Coleoptera, Brentidae.